ACCGCACUGGCUACCAAAAGGAGGCGAAGAAGCGCGUGCCCUUCAUAACAGCAAACAUGGCGACUGCUACCAAAAUUAUUCAAAGGCUUCGAAAUUUUCUAUCAGGGCAUGACCUUCAGAGUAAGCUCCAACUACGGUACGAAGAGGUAGCCAAGAGGACGCAGCCGCCGCCUAAGCUACCAGUCGGGCCGAGCCACAAGUUUGCCAGCAACUACUAUUUCACCAGAGAUGGACGCAGAGAGUCCACACCUCCCAUGGUCGUCAUGUCUUCACAGAAGGCGCUCACUGCUGGCAGCCAAGUUGCUGCUGUGGCGGCCAAGCCUCCAGUGACCCCCGGGGGUGUGUACAAGGAGCCGGAGCUCUCCACAGACGAGCCGUACCUCUGAGAGGAACGACCCUUUGGAAACCCCCCCCCUACCCACACCCACUACCCACCCACGCAGAGCUCUGUUCAGCGUUCUGUAUAUUGUAUAUUCCAUAAGUGCAAAUAAAAUAACUUGAAAUAGUGA
Doryrhamphus excisus (bluestripe pipefish) is the source of this 509-nucleotide messenger RNA. RefSeq names its product NADH:ubiquinone oxidoreductase subunit A7 (gene ndufa7). Gene Ontology annotation, biological process: mitochondrial electron transport, NADH to ubiquinone; ATP synthesis coupled electron transport. The record is from RefSeq and is a predicted model, not a curated record. Gene Ontology annotation, cellular component: respiratory chain complex I; mitochondrial inner membrane. Lineage: Eukaryota; Metazoa; Chordata; Actinopteri; Syngnathiformes; Syngnathidae.